This is a messenger RNA of Spirodela intermedia, 4210 nucleotides long. Lineage: Eukaryota; Viridiplantae; Streptophyta; Magnoliopsida; Alismatales; Araceae. The record is from the annotation of a GenBank genome assembly.
AUGGAGGGGGUGAGCCUGACGAGGGGGGCGAUUGCGGAUAUAACCAAUGGAGGUGCGGAGGGGAUGAAGCCGGUUCUACAGGUGGUGGACUUGAAGCUGGUGCAGACGGUGCAGAACACCACGGAGCGGUUUCGGAUGGUGCUGUCGGAUGGAGUGCACGCGCAGCAGGCGAUGCUGGCCACACAGAUGAAUCCGAUGGUCAAGUCGGGACAGCUGCAGAAAGGCUCGGUCGUUCAGUUGAAUGAAUUCAUCUGUAACCUAAUUCAGAACCGCAAGUAAGUCCGCCCUUGACAUAUCUUUUCCUUACAUUACAUAUUGUUCUCUUAGAUUCUUGAGAGCCGAAUAUAACAGUGGGAGAAAAUUAUGUGUCAAAAUAGAAGGCGAUGAUUUGGUUAAUUGGAUGGUCGUCAGUGAGCACUAAUUUAAUGGUUAUUUUUCAACCAGUUGUGUAUGUUGGAUGCUUUUUAGUCGUCGAUCGUCGAUUUGAUUAAUUUAUUACCUUAUUUAAAGGAAGGGUUGGGAGGUUUGUGGUGAUGUAGUGUGUAUGUGUGUGUGGGGCGGAGGUAUUCGGUAAAGGCUCUAUGCAUUUUACUUCCUUGGGAUGAAUGGAACCGGUUAUUUCGUUUUUUCGUUGGUAAUUUUGGGUUCUUCGCCCUCGUCAAAUUUGAAAAAUGUUGAAAAACCAAAUUGAAAUGGUUAUAUGCCAAUUGCAUGGAUGUAACAUGUUAUAUACUGUGCCAAAUUCGGAUCUAUUAUUAAGUGUAAGUUUCGUGCUCUGCUGGAGUCUUUAGGUGUUCUUUUUUUCAAGGUCCACUUCUCGUUUAGACAGCAUCAUCCCUCUUGAUGAAGUAUAUAUUGCUUCUUCUUUUUUAAUCUUAGUUAUCAUUUUAUGGCUUUUGAUUGUAUUGCUUGUUCUCGAAAUUAGAUAUUAACUCGUCCUUCCCACUCCAAUGGAUGGAGUCGUUUGUUAUUACUAUGUAAACUAUUGUGACGCUGGAAUGUUUCUGUUACCACUUGUUCAUCCACCUUGGUAGUUUUCUGUUCGCAUCUGGCCAGAGAGAUCUUUGAAUUAGCUUGAUAAUCAAUGUUAUGGUCCUUAGAUCAAUUCAGGGUAUGCUUGUUCUUGUCUUUAGGGUACUUGUGCAUGAGAAAAAUGUUCUUGGUGCGUCUCUGUAAGUACUACCAUAUGAAAAAAAAUAACCAGGUGGGCUGCUGAAUUUGUUCUACAUGUUUAUGUCUGUUCCCUUUAAGAGUGUGGGGGGAAAAAUACAAUAAGCGGACCGGUCAGCAAGGUCCUUAUAUCCUGCAUGUUCCAAAAAGACACAUUCGUUUGGAAAUGUCUGCCAUAUGUCGCAAAAAUAUGUCGUUCUGUCAUGUGCACUGCCAUCUUUGUUUCAUGGUCAUCAUCUGUGGCGUGUGGAAUCCUUGUUGCGUCUGUAUGCCUAUUUAAUUUAUUGUGUGUUUGUCCCAUCACUCGUGAAAUUCGGAUGGUCUUCUGGUCUUUGUUUGUGCAAAUAUUCAACUGCUGGGUGGGUGGGGAGCGAGAAUGCAUCAGGUCUGUGUUGUCAUGCAGAUCUAGGAGAAAAUUAUCUGUCAAAGAAAGAAAUCAAUGAUGUGACAAAGAACGCAUCCUUUCCUUUCGUAUGGAUAUGUAGGUCGGUGUUACCCAAAAAGUGAGAGUUUGCAUUUCGAUUUUACUAGCUGAGAACGCUUUCGUAACCAGGUUGCUUUCUCUUGGGAAGUCACAUCACGGUAUUAUUAUUUGCCUCAUCUUGGGUUUUCUACAGAUGUGUGGGCAAUGUUAAUAGAAUUCUGAUGCCCUUUAGAAAUCACAGCUUAGAGGACGCAUGUUUCACUAUUAUGGCAGCGUUACUUCCCCUUGCCAUGUGGUUGGGCUUAUGCGAGUCUCAUUUCUGCUUUGAACAGGAUCAUCAUUGUUCUCAGCUUGGAGAUCAUACUCGAAAAAUGCAAUACCAUUGGGGAGCCAAGAAUCUACGAUGGUACCGGUGCUGCCUCACAAGGGCAACCACCGGUGCCAGCAUCAAUAACAGAUAAGCCACCUGGUACGACCACCGGUGCAGGCCCGCCACCCCAUGACAGUGCAGCUCCAGGUCUGAGCAGCAUAAACAGUCUGAAGCCCAGGGCAGAGCCUCUGAUGAUGAACAACAACAAUAGCAGCAGCAGCCCCUACGGUGGCGGCUCGUUGAGCUAUGGGGCACCUUCCUCGUACCACAGAGCAGACCCGGAACCUCAGAAUCUCAAUCAAAACCAGAGGUUCCAGAGCCCCGGGGGAUUCCGACCACCGGGCAACAGCUACGGCCGUCAGAUCCAGCCGACAUAUCAACAGGUGCUGCAGCCGGCGUUAUACUCUAACAGGGGCCCGAUAGCGAAGAACGAAGCGCCGCCGCGCAUAGUCCCGAUCGCUUCCCUGAAUCCUUACCAGGGGAGGUGGACGAUCAGAGCUCGGGUGACCUCCAAGGGGGAUCUUCGGCGCUACAGCAAUCCCCGGGGCGAGGGCAAGGUCUUCUCCUUUGACCUGCUCGACUCGGAGGGAGGGGAGAUCAGGGUCACCUGCUUCAAUGCGGUGGCCGACCAGUUCUUCGACCAGGUCGAGGCCGGCAAGUUGUACCUGAUAUCCAGAGGCAGCCUGAAGCCGGUCGUGCAGAGGAACUUCAACCACCUGAACAGCGAGUACGAGAUAUUCUUGGAGUCAACCUCGACGGUGCAGCCCUGCGGCGAGGAGGACGACGGGUCGAUCCCGCGGGUGCAGUUCAAUCUCCGCUCCAUCGGGGAGAUCGAGUCCGCCGAGGCCAACUCCAUCGUUGACCUGGCGGGGGUCGUCUCCGCGGUCAACCCGGUUACCUCCGUCAUGAGGAAGAACGGGACGGAGACCCUCAAGAGGACCCUCCAGCUGAGGGACAUGUCCGGGCGCAGCGUGGAGUUGACUUUGUGGGGGAGCUUUUGCAACGCCGAGGGUCAGCGGCUGCAGCAGAUGUGCGACGCCGGGCUGUUCCCCGUCCUGGUGGUCAAAGCCGCCCGGGUCAACGACUUCAGCGGGAGGUCUGUGGGGACCAUCUCCUCGAGCCAGCUCUUCGUCGACCCCGACUUCCCGGAGGCGCGGCGGCUGCGGGAGUGGCACGACGGCGAGGGCCGCCACUCCGCCGCCUUGUCCAUCUCCAGGGAUGGCGCCGGCGGCGCCGGCGGUGGGAGGGCUGACGACCGGAAGAGCGUCUCGCAGAUCAAGGACGAGGGCCUGGGGCGGUCGGAGAAGCCGGACUGGAUCACGGUCAAAGCCACGGUGACCUUCCUCAAGGUGGACAACUUCUGCUACACCGCCUGCCCGCUCCUGGUCGGCGACCGCCCCUGCAACAAGAAGGUCAACAACAACGGGGACGGCACGUGGCGGUGCGACCGCUGCGACCGCUCCUUCCCGGAGUGCGACUACCGGUAUCUUCUGCAGCUGCAGGUGCAGGACCACACGGGGCUCACAUGGGUCACCGCCUUCCAGGAGGCCGGGGAGGAGAUCGUCGGCGCAGCCGCCAAGGAGCUCUACGCGCUCAAGUACGAGGAGCAGGACGACGCCAGGUUCGCGGAGAUCGUGCGCGGGGUGCUCUUCCGCGAGUACCUCUUCAAGCUCAAGGUCAAGGAGGAGACCUUCAGCGACGAGCAGCGCGUCAAGUCAACCGUCGUCCGGGCCGAGAGGGUCAACCCCUCCUCCGAGAGCAGGUACCUCCUCGCCCUCAUCGACAAGCUCUCCUCCGCGCCGCCGCUGGAGCCCGCCGCCGCCGGCAUGCCCGGUGCGUAUUCGUAUUCCACCGCCAGGAGCGCCGUCGCCCCGAGGAGCUAUCCCCCGGCGGAGCCGCCGAGGCCUCCUAUGAUGGGGCGGCAGCAGGUCAACCCCUACGGCGGCAGCGACGGCGGGGCGUACGGCCCUGCUCCGAGGAUGACGGCGGCGGUUGAUCGGGCGAUGGGUGGUGGAGGAGCUUACGUCAACAGGGCAGCGGCCGUCGGGCAGGGUGAUGGCGGUGGCGGUGGCGGUGCCGCCUCUGGGAACUGCUUCAAGUGCCAGCAACCCGGCCACUGGGCCAGAGACUGUCCCGGAGCUGGCGCCACCGCUCAGGGUUACGGGGGUGGCGGCGUCGGCGUCGGCGUGGCCGGCAGGUACGGCUUGCCGAAGCCGCCGCCGCAGCAACAGCUGGGAGGCUAUUGA